AUGAAUGCGCCUCCGACAUUUGAAUCAUUCCUUCUAUACGAAGGAGAGAAAAAGUAUGUAUUGUAAACCAAUUAAUCAAUUUGGUAGUUUUCGUCGAAAUGAGAUGACAUAUAUGAUUUUUGUUUUAUUUAUAGAAUAAUCAAAGAACAAGACACUAAAGUUCCCAAUGCCGCAAUUUUUACUGUUAAUAAGGAAGAUCAUACCCUAGGAAACAUGAUCCGCAAGUAAGUGCAGUUCUUUUGUAAAUAUCUUAUGAAAAUAAAUGCAUUUUUAUAAUAUAUCAUAGUACAUUAUUAUAAUGAUCUGUACUAUUGUUUAAUAGUCAGUUACUGAAGGAUCCUCAAGUUUUGUUCGCUGGAUACAAAGUUCCACAUCCGUUGGAACACAAGUUUGUGAUUAGAAUUCAAACUACAUCAGACUACACGCCACAUGAAGCAUUUAUGCAUGCUAUUACAGAUCUCAUAGCAGAACUUUCAUUAUUUGAAGAACGUUUUAAGGUAAAGAUUUAAUAUAUAUAUAUAUAAAGUAAAGAUUUAAUAUAUAUAUGUAUUACAAACUGUUAUCCGCUUAUAAUAUUGUAUAUAAUAUUUCAGGAGGCUAUUAAAGAAAAGAAAGAAGGAUUAGAUUAA
Heterotrigona itama is the source of this 629-nucleotide messenger RNA. The record is from the annotation of a GenBank genome assembly. Lineage: Eukaryota; Metazoa; Arthropoda; Insecta; Hymenoptera; Apidae.